Anolis carolinensis (green anole) is the source of this 1377-nucleotide messenger RNA. RefSeq names its product MIA SH3 domain containing (gene mia). Lineage: Eukaryota; Metazoa; Chordata; Lepidosauria; Squamata; Anolidae. Gene Ontology annotation, molecular function: protein binding. Bases 133 to 657 code for a protein of 174 amino acids. The record is from RefSeq and is a predicted model, not a curated record. The transcript is spliced from 4 exons. Gene Ontology annotation, biological process: extracellular matrix organization.
CAGGGGGAAAAAUGAGAAAGAAUAACUUAAAUUUAAAUUCUGCAGGGCAAAAUGUCAGAAACAGCACAACGUUUUUCUGUUUUUCUGGCUCUGGUUUUGCAUGUGAGAAGUGACAAUAUUUGAGAGUGUUCCAUGACAUCCCACCAGCAGGUACGUCUUGGUGACAAGUGGGAAAAAUUGAUGAAGGCAAAGACCAGAAACACAGCAACUUCUGUUUCAGAGGCUGACCAUCGAAGUGCUGUAUUUUGGUCUGCAAAAAUGAGGUGCUCGGUGUGGUGUCCUUUCUCAGUAGGGUUGUUGCUCUGCAGUUUUUGGGUUCCUGUGUGGAGCGGACGGCAAAUGGACAAACUGGCGGAGAAAAAGCUAUGCGCGGAUACUGAGUGUGACCACCCCAUUUCCAUCGCAGUGGCCCUCCAGGAUUACAUUGCUCCCGACUGCCGCUUCAUCAACAUCCAGAGGGGCCAAGUGGUCUACGUCUUCUCCAAGCUGAAGGGCCGCGGGAGACUCUUCUGGGGAGGCAGCGUGCAAGGUGAUUAUUAUGGGGAGCAGCCAGCUCGCCUGGGUUAUUUUCCCAGUGCUGUGGUCCAGGAAAACCAGUACCUGAAGCCAGGCAAGAUAGAAGUGAAAACCAGUAGGUGGGAUUUCUACUGCCAGUAAUGUGAGCUGCUUGGAUCCAAACAAUCUCUUGUAUUGAUCAUGCAAGCAGUGGAGGGUGGGUAGUCUCCUGCCAGCCUUAUUUUGGCGAAGGCAAACUCACCUUUCUAAAUGCUUUGUUGCUAACUGCCUUCAAGUUGACUUUGAUUUAUGGUAACGCAAUGAAGGAGAGACCUUCAACUCCCAAAUCUUGCAGUCUCAAGGCUGCCUUGGCUUUUCCAAUAGAGUCCAUCUACCUGGAAUGCCAUCUUCCUCUUUUCCUACCGCCUUCCAUCUUUCCAAAAAUUGUUGUCUUUUCUCAUGUCUUCUCAUGAUAUGACCAAAAUAUAACAGCCUCUGAUUAGUCUUUUAGCUUCAGGCUUGAUUUAUUCUCAGAUACAUGGUCUAGUGAUGCUAUUACUACUAAUUUGUGUAUGUGAGAGGAACAGAUAGUUGAUGGUGGUCUCUGUGUUUCCUAUGAGUCCAAGUGGCAUUUGCCCCAUGCCAAAUGCAAAGACAAGCGAAUAUCAAAGUAUCUGCAACAUCCCAUUGAGGCCAAUACAUUUUUAAAUAUAGAAUGAGACAUUUUCCAAUGAAACAAGUCAACAGAAAAUUGUCAAAAUAUAUACAAGCAACCUGCUUAGCCAAUUUGCCAGUUUCAUUCACGUACAGUUUAAUGGUAAGGCUUCAUUGUGUUUAAAUACAGCAUUCCUCCAUGCAUAGACGGUCAGGUAACCUGUACUU